This is a messenger RNA of Colletotrichum truncatum, 735 nucleotides long. RefSeq lists its product as uncharacterized. Lineage: Eukaryota; Fungi; Ascomycota; Sordariomycetes; Glomerellales; Glomerellaceae. The record is from RefSeq and is a predicted model, not a curated record.
AUGACCGAAACUGUUCUUGUGUUUGGCGCAUCUGGCAACAUAGGCGUUGCUGCCAUCAUUGGUGCUCGGCGGGCCAAUCGCCAUGUCAUUGCUGUCGUCCGCAACCAAGCCGGUGCGGAAAAGAUGUUCCGUCACGUCGGUAGCCGUGAAGGCAUCACGGUUGUGGAGGCAGACGUGACUUCAGAGGAAUCAGUUCAUGACAUCGUCGACCAAGUUCGAGCUGGGAAGCUUCCCGCUUUCCAGCAUGUCUGGGCCUCACCUGGUGGUUCUUACGCAAGAAAUCCCAUAUUAGACUUCAAGAUUGCGGACCUUCGCGAGGUCAUGGCGGUGAACUUUGAAUCUUACGUCAUUGCCUAUCAUGCUACUGUGCCAUACCUGCUCGAACAAGGCUUUGCGGAUAGCACUUGGACAAUGUGCACCGGUGCCUCCGGUGACUUUGGCACACCCGCAGCAGCAGCCAUGUCACAAGGAGCCCUGUAUAGCUUUGCCAUUGCAGCCUCUCGGGAGAACGAAGGGAAUGCGAUUCGUUUCAACGAGGUUUAUCUUGCCUAUCGGGUUCAGUACCAAUUGGAGCCGGAUUCAGAGAGAUUUGCUGGUUUUCAUAUGACUACCUGCUCAGAUUUUGCCCCUCUAUACGAACAGCUCCUUGGCAGGGUGGAUAUUAGAGGAACCAGGGUCAUGGUAAAAACCCCAGAGGAUGUUAACAACCUGAAGUAUGAGAAGCGGUACAACUAA